Messenger RNA from Vigna angularis (adzuki bean), 1930 nucleotides. Its product is annotated as laccase-3. Gene Ontology annotation, cellular component: apoplast. The record is from RefSeq and is a predicted model, not a curated record. Gene Ontology annotation, molecular function: copper ion binding; hydroquinone:oxygen oxidoreductase activity. Bases 50 to 1777 code for a protein of 575 amino acids. Lineage: Eukaryota; Viridiplantae; Streptophyta; Magnoliopsida; Fabales; Fabaceae. Gene Ontology annotation, biological process: lignin catabolic process. The transcript has 6 exons.
CCAAAUGUCACAACUCAAGUAACUACAUUUGACAAAUUAUUUGGCACCAAUGAAGACUAUCCACCUCCCUGCCAAGCAAUGUUACUCUUGGUUCUUACUUGGCCUACUUUCUGUCAUUGCUUCCCUUGCUUCAGCUACAGAGAAUCACUACCAUGAGUUUGUUAUUCAAACUGCGCCAGUGAAGAGGCUGUGCAGAACCCACAAUGUACUCACUGUGAAUGGGCAGUUUCCUGGCCCAACUGUGGAAGCAAGAGAUGGAGAUUCUAUUGCAAUCAAAGUAGUAAAUGCUGGACCAUAUAACAUCUCCAUCCAUUGGCAUGGGUUAAGGAUGUUGAGAAAUCCAUGGGCAGAUGGUCCUAGUUAUGUGACUCAGUGUCCCAUUCAACCAGGGGGGAGUUACACAUACCGUUUUACAAUCCAAAAUCAAGAGGGGACACUAUGGUGGCAUGCUCACACUGCUUUCCUAAGAGCCACCGUCUAUGGAGCUUUCAUCAUAUAUCCAAAAUUGGGUUCUCCUUAUCCAUUCUCCAUGCCUAAGAAAGAAUUUCCCCUCCUUCUUGGGGAAUGGUUUGACAGGGAUCCGAUGGCUCUCUUAAGGCAGGCACAAUUCACAGGAGCACCUCCAAAUGUAUCUGUUGCAUACACAAUUAAUGGUCAACCAGGAGAUCUCUACAGAUGUUCAAGUCAAGAAACUGUACGUGUACCAGUAGAUGCUGGUGAGACAAUUCUCUUGAGAAUCAUCAACAGUGCACUCAAUCAAGAACUGUUCUUCGCAAUUGCCAACCACAGGAUGACUGUGGUUGCUACUGAUGCUGCUUACACCAAGCCUUUCACCACCAAUGUCCUGAUGAUAGGUCCUGGCCAGACAAUCAAUGUCCUUGUCACUGCCGAUCAAACACCUGGAAGAUACUACAUGGCUGCACGUGCAUAUCAAACAGCCAUGAAUGCUGCAUUUGACAACACCACCACCACUGCAAUCCUCGAAUACAAAUCUGCUAGCUGCGGCAAAGGAAACGGACAGGUUCCAAGACCAAUACUGCCAGUUUUACCAGCUUUCAAUGACACAGCCACUGCAACUGCAUACACAGCAGGGAUCAGAGGCCUUUCCAAGAUCAAUGUCUUUACAAGAGUUGAUGUUAGCCUAUAUUUCGUUGUUGGGUUGGGGUUAAUCAACUGCACAAAUCCUAAUAGUCCAAGGUGCCAAGGACCAAAUGGAACUCGCUUCACAGCAAGCAUAAACAACAAUUCCUUUGUUCUUCCAACCACCACAUCCCUUAUGCAAGCCUACUAUCAAGGAAUUCCUGGUGUUUUCACCACAGACUUUCCUCCAGUUCCUCCUCUGCAAUUCAACUACACCGGCAAUGUACCGCGGGGGCUAUGGACCCCUGCAAGAGGAACUAAGCUCUUCAAGGUGAAGUAUGGUUCACAUCUGCAAAUUGUUCUGCAGGACACAAGCAUAGUAACAACAGAGGACCAUCCUAUGCAUGUUCAUGGAUUCCACUUCUUUGUAGUUGGUUCAGGCUUUGGCAACUUCAACCCAGCAACAGAUCCUGCAAGGUUUAACCUCGUAGACCCACCUGUGAGGAACACCAUUGGAACACCACCAGGAGGAUGGGUGGCCAUUCGUUUUGUGGCUGAUAAUCCAGGAAUUUGGUUCUUGCAUUGUCACAUAGACUCACAUCUGAAUUGGGGUCUGGCAACUGCACUUUUGGUAGAAAAUGGAGUUGGUCCAUCGCAGUCAGUGAUUCCUCCACCACCAGACCUUCCUCAGUGUUAGAUCAAGAAAACAUCAUUAGUGACAAUUUUUAUGUUCUUCAAUUAAUGCAUUGUUGUUUCAUCAUGUCUCUUUAGACAGUAUUUGUUCUGUGGUGUUUCAAGGCCCAGAAUUGGACCAUGCUGAAUUGAGCAGCUAUGUUUGUGUUUUUCUUCA